UGAAUAAGAAAACAUCGAAACAAUAGAGGAAGGGAAAAUUAUUUUGAUUUCCUUGUUCUUCACAGCAGUCUCUAACGAGUAUGUAAUUUAAUUGAAUGUCUUACAAUGGCAAUAAAUUCAGGGAGCUGCGAUAGCUUAAACCGAAAAAUGGAACCCAAACUUAAAUAUUGUCGAAUGGGUAAUGACGUUCAAAAUAUACUCUUGAAAGACGCUGUAAGCUGUAUUUGCGUUCAUACGAAGUUUAUUUGCCUCGGAACUCAGUGGGGAGUAAUUCACUUACUAGAUCACGAAGGUAAUACAGUGCCUAUAUCUCAAGACAACAAUCAAAAAGAUCUGCAAGCUCAUGCUAUCGCAGUGAACAAAAUAUCAGUGGACGUGAAUGGAGACUACAUCGCCAGCUGCUCAGACGACGGCAAAGUGUUGGUGUAUGGUCUUUAUACUGAUGACAAUACUCAUAAUUUAACUUUAGGAAGAGUUGUGAAGUCUGUUGCUUUGGAUCCUUAUUAUUUUAAAUCUGGUUCUGGAAGAAGAUUUCUUACAGGUGAUAACAAGUUAACACUGUAUGAGAAAACAUUCUUAAACCGCCUACGUAGCACAGUUCUAUGCGAGUGCGAGGGCUAUGUGCAGGCAAUAGCUUGGCACGAUCGUUUCGUAGCCUGGGCCAGCGAGGUCGGUGUGCGAGUGUACGACCUCGUCGCGAGAUGUUCACUAGGUCUCAUCCAAUGGGAGAAAAAUCCCAACCGAUCCAUUGAAGAUUUCCGUUGUAAUCUUCUUUGGUCGGCACCUAAAACUCUUAUGAUUGGAUGGGUCGAUACAAUUCGAAUAUGUGUUAUACGUAAGAGAAGUCAAAUCGAACUGCAAACGCGCGACGUUACCGAAUACCUCAUAGACCCGGUGCACACUUUUCAGACAGAUUCGUACAUUAGUGGUUUAGGGCCACUCGAUGACCAACUUGUAAUUCUGGGUGUUCCGAAAGAGAAUGAUCCUGAAACCGAAAAGUCACAAAGACCAGUGCUCUCAGUGGCCGAAUACAAAGACUGUGAGUUCUGUGAAAUUGCUAGUGAUAGUCUCACCAUUCGGGGUUACGAGGAGUAUAAUUGUAAUGAUUAUUAUUUGGAUAUGCUUAUAGAAGAGAAUAGAUUUUUCAUAGUAUCUCCUAAAGACAUAGUUAUCGCAAGUCCUUACGAUAUUGAUGAUAGAGUCAACUGGUUAACCGAGAAUGGAAAGUUUGAAAAGGCGAUAUCAGUCCUCGAAGAAGUUGGUGGUAAAACGUCCAAACAUUCCGUAGUUACAGUGGGUGUGCAGUAUUUGGAUCAUUUAAUAUCAGAACAUCUUUUUGAAGAGGCGGCAAUUCUCUGUGCGAGAAUAUGUAAAAACGAUAAAGUUUUGUGGGAAAAUCAAAUUCUGAAAUUUGCCGAAGUCAAUCAAUUACGUGCUAUCAGUUCCUAUGUACCAAGAAUACCAGAACAGGCUCUUAGUUCUCAUAUAUAUGAACUUAUUUUCUAUGAGUACCUUAAAGUCGACCCGAAUGGGUUCCUAAAACUGGUUCAGGAGUGGAACCCUGCUUUAUAUAAGACAGGUAUAAUUGUCAAGGAAGUAUUAGAACACUUGUUGACAACUGAGGUUGACAAAAAUAUAUAUUUAGAGGCCUUAGCGUUGCUGUAUUGCUACCAAAAGAAGUACGAUAAAGCUUUGACUACGUACUUAAAAUUACAGCACAAAGAUGUGUUCACAUUAAUCACGAAACAUAACAUGUACUCGGUGAUAUAUGACAAAAUAUUUGAUCUGAUGAACCUUGACUGUGAUAAAGCAAUCUCAGUACUAUUGCAAGACAAGACCAAAGUUCCUUAUGAAGUCGUCGAAAAACAACUUGAAAAUAACGAUGAAUACUUAUUUAAAUAUCUCGAUGCCUAUAGCAAAGUCGAACCGAGCGGACGAUAUCAUGGCAAACUUGUUGCACUUUACGCAAAAUAUGCUCGCAAUAAAUUAUUACCUUUCCUAAAAUGCAGUGAUAACUAUCCAAUACAAGAAGCUCUUAAUGUAUGCCAAAGCAACAAAUUUUACCCUGAAAUGGUUUUCUUACUCGGUCGCAUUGGCAACACCAGAGAAGCUUUGCAAAUUAUAAUAGAAAAAUUGAAUGAUAUUAACCAAGCCAUCAACUUCUGCCAAGAACAUAAUGAUAAAGAACUGUGGACUGAUCUUAUCAUGCACACCGUUGGCAAGCCGGAAUGUGUUACAUUGCUUCUCAAGAGAAUAGGAAAUUACGUGGACCCGAGAAUGCUUAUAGAAAAUAUACAAUCUGGUUGCGAAAUAAAGGACUUAAAGGAUUCGUUGGCGAAAAUGAUGUGCGAUUACCACUUACAGAUGUCUGUGCAGGAAGCCUGUAAAGUUAUCACUCUAAGAAAUUACUUCGACUUACACGAGAAACUGAUCAUCAAUCAGCAAAGAGGAAUAUCAGUUACCGAUGAGUUCCUGUGCAGUGUGUGCCAAGGACGCAUUAUAAUAAGAGAUCUAUCCAACGCUUCGGACUUAAUAGUGUACAAUUGUCGGCAUUCGUUCCACAUAGAAUGCCUGCCGGACGGAGUGGAGUGUAAUCAUUGUAGUGUCUGUAGUGCCGUCAAAAUGUGAUCUGCUCAAAUAUAACCAAUAGAUAGGACAGUGUAUAUUAAAUUUAAUAGUAUUCAUAUAAAUUGUGUACCUUAUCAUAAUAAUGUCAAUGUUAAUCAUAAAAUUUAGUUUAUUUAUAUAAAUAAUGUUAUCACAUAAUAAUUAUGGUGCUUUUAUAAUGAGGUUACGUGAAUAUUUUUCCUUAUGUAACUGAAAUACUAAAUAAUAACAUUCAUUAAACCCUACAGUUUGGUCACUUUGAUAAAAAUACUAACCGAAAACCUUUUUUGUUGUUUUAAACUCAUUAAUGUCUGAACCUUAUCAUAAAGGCAUGUUGGAAAUAUACAAAAUUACGCUAGAAUGACGAAACAAAAGCUUAUUGUUUUUAAUAUUUUGUUCUCGACUCAAUAUUUAUAUUAAUACGUACAUACAAAUUUACAUAAUAGUAUGUUUUGAAAAGCCAUUUUUAUCUUUUUUUCCAAAAUCCAUUCCAUUCUGGAACUAUUACUCUAAAAUACUGAUAAUCUAAAAAAAACUGAAAGACAGAGGCUUUUGUCAUAUAUAAAUCUUCGCAAAUAUCACAGAUUAGGCAAAUAUUAAUCAACCUCGUAAUCCUACAUACAAAUUCAAUAUUAUUAUGAGAUGUUAACUACAACAAAAUUAUUAUCGGAUACAUUUGAAAAAAAAACACGUGGCAUAGAACAGCGAUAAUUCUGAUCUUUGUUCCUUUCAUUCUCAUUCUUCAAACAACAACUCGCCAUGUCAUCACUAUUCUAAGAUUAAUUUACAUAGAGUAAAUAUUCAUACUUCUAACUCAUGUAAUCAUACCUACAAUUUGAUAUCUGUAUUAAUCGUAUACUUAGCAUUCAUUUCAUGAAUUUAUUUUCACACAAGUCAAGACAACCGUUACUUUACUACCCAAUGCAAUACUAUAAUGAUUAUUCUCUAUCAUAAUUAAGUAUCUUCAAUCAAUGUAACUGGCUUUAGAACCUUCUUAUUUAAUUUCUUACAAGCAUUUUUACGCCUUCUAUUCAGUACACCUCCAAUCUUUCUUCCACUGCUAAUAGUGCUGAGGUUCAUUCCAUGUUAGAUAACUAAAUUUUAUUUUCCCACACAUCGGGUUCACUUCAUACUUCGCAUUCACUGAGGAAGUUGUGACAAUCCCAAGAUAUCCUGACUAUUCGAGAGUAAAUGAAAAAUAUUACGUACACUAUUUUUGCCAGCCCUCCCUAGGAAUACUCUUAUAUCGAUAGUUGCCUAAUUCAGUUUCCUUUGACUCUUACGACACUCACGGCAGAUGAUCAGAGGGCAAGAUAAGUGAUAACAUACAAAUUUAUGAAAUAAUUAGACAACAACGUAGACUAAUCAAGUCUAGUAAUCUUAGAUUUUAUUAGAUUUAAAAAUAAAAAACGAAAAAAAAUUAGCAAUAUGAUGAUUAUAGACCAAUCACGUAGGGUAUUUAUUAAAAUGUAUUCUACGCAUGAAUCUACUAGUAUUUUUUAGUUUGGUAGGAACAAUUUUUAAAAGCAAGGCAAGAAAUUAAGCUUGGGAUGGUCAUAAUAAAUGGGCAACCUCCUUCAAGUCCUUACCGUGAGGUAAACGGUGAGCUCUGUCUAUUGAAGUUGGAAUACAAUUGAUUGAACUAUGAUGAUGAUCAUGAGCCAUCACUCCGCUUUGUCCCGUUAUUUCAGUGCAAUAAAUACAUCUUACGCCCCAGUUAUUUUUUUCAUAAGCGUUCUUUAAAACAUCGUAUAAUACGUUUGAAUGUAUAUAAUAUUAUAUUUAUGAAAUUAUAGUAAGCCGAACCCUAAGGUAUAAAUGGUAUUGUUAAUUGCAAAAAAAGGCUUUAAAUUAAUAUGUUAUUAUAAUUGAUACUGUG
This is a messenger RNA of Nymphalis io (European peacock), 4486 nucleotides long. It is a transcript of the gene lt, whose product is annotated as vacuolar protein sorting-associated protein 41 homolog. The coding region runs from base 106 to 2628 and encodes 840 amino acids. Gene Ontology annotation, cellular component: late endosome; HOPS complex. Gene Ontology annotation, molecular function: protein binding. Lineage: Eukaryota; Metazoa; Arthropoda; Insecta; Lepidoptera; Nymphalidae. The record is from RefSeq and is a predicted model, not a curated record. Gene Ontology annotation, biological process: cellular response to starvation; vesicle-mediated transport; endosomal vesicle fusion. The transcript is spliced from 2 exons.